This is a messenger RNA of Mizuhopecten yessoensis (Yesso scallop), 1172 nucleotides long. Its product is annotated as actin-related protein 5-like. Gene Ontology annotation, cellular component: Ino80 complex; cytoplasm. NCBI's taxonomy places the organism in Eukaryota, Metazoa, Mollusca, Bivalvia, Pectinida, Pectinidae. The record is from RefSeq and is a predicted model, not a curated record. Bases 101 to 1129 code for a protein of 342 amino acids. Gene Ontology annotation, biological process: regulation of DNA-templated transcription. The transcript is spliced from 9 exons.
UAGAACGUGUUUUCUGGGAAAAACAAAGCAGUGUGUGAUUGUUAGACCGGUUCCAUGCCUUGUUGUUAUCUGUUAACACCUCAACACAAUUUUGCAGAAUAUGGCCCAGGGAAAGGGAUCAACCAAUAUCUUCUCUUUCAAAGAUGAAAGAUGCAGCCCUGAUCCAGUGUUUGACUACUCGGCCACACUAUAUGACAACAAUGUACCUCUGGUCAUAGACAAUGGAUCCUACCAGUGUCGGGCAGGCUGGGCAACAGCCAAGAAACACCAGCCACAAUUAACCUUCAAAAACAUCACUGCCAAACAACGAGGCAAAAAGGAGUCUGACUUGCAGGUUGGGAAUGAGAUUAACAACAUUGAGGUUGUUCGCUGGAUUCUCCGAACACAAUUCGAUAGGAAUGUUGUAACUCUCUACGAUGUCCAGGAACAGAUUUUUGACUACAUAUUUACCCAUAUGGGUAUUAACACAGAGAGUGCUGUGGAACAUCCUAUUUUGAUGACUGAGCCCGUAUGUAACCCUAACUACUGUCGCCAACAGAUGUCAGAACUCCUGUUUGAGUGCUACCAUGUACCACGUGUAGCCUACGGUGUAGACUCCAUGUUUAGUCUCUAUCAGAAUCAGCCAAAACUAGACGGAGGUGGUGCUCUGGUGGUUGACUGUGGUUAUCAGGCCACACACAUCCUGCCAGUGGUCGGGGGACGCAUGGACAGUGCCACCUGUCGUCGUAUCAACGUGGGUGGAGCUCAACUGGAUGGAUUCAUGCAGCGUCUUUUACAGCUGAAAUACCCUGGUCACUAUGCUUCAGUUACACUCAGUAGAGCAGAGGAGUUGGUAAGAGACCAUUGUUACUUGGCUGCAGAUUAUGCGACAGAUUUGGACAACUGGGUCUCAAACGACUACUAUGAUGACAAUGUGCACAAAAUACAGCUGCCUUAUGUCAGUGCUCCAGGAAGCCAGCAGACAGUUUCUGCCAAACAGGCCAAGGAACGCCGGGACCAGCAGAUCCGCAGACUAAAGGAAGUCAAUGCCAAGAAACGUGCGGAGAGGGUAGGUAGAAAUCAUCCUAGAGAGGGAAUGUCAGAAAUCAUCCUAGAGAGGGAAUGUCAGAAAUCAUCCUUGAGAGGGUAGGUCAGACAUCAUCCUAGAGAGGGAAUGUCAGAAAUCAUCCUAG